Messenger RNA from Exaiptasia diaphana, 1206 nucleotides. RefSeq names its product mitochondrial calcium uniporter regulator 1. Lineage: Eukaryota; Metazoa; Cnidaria; Anthozoa; Actiniaria; Aiptasiidae. The coding region runs from base 12 to 779 and encodes 255 amino acids. The record is from RefSeq and is a predicted model, not a curated record. The transcript has 10 exons. Gene Ontology annotation, cellular component: mitochondrion.
CGAAGAUCAAAAUGCAUUCCAUUUCAAACAAAACAUUUCUUUUUGAAAAUAUUUUUAAAGAUAUCAGUUCUUUUAGGUAUAGAUGUGUUUUCAUGGCUGUCAGAAAAUGURYGAUUCGCUCAAGACCUCACAGUGUUUUGUGUGAAAGUGUUGGUUAUCAACAUAAUAGGGACGAAAGAUCAGGUCUGUCAGGCUCGAGACAGGGAUUACAUCAAGGAACUGCAGCACCAAUGAGCACUUUUCAUUUUGAUACACAUAACAUUGUUACGAGGCUAGAGGGAAAUGGUUAUACCAAACAGCAAGCUGAAGUAAUGACAUCAUGCUUGUUAGAUAUAAUGAAUGAUUGCAUUAAAAACAUUGCUGACACAAAUGCAUCCAAAAUUGAUCAGGAGAGGUUAGAAAUGAAACUGAAGACAUUGAUAAAUGAAGUCAAACAAGAAAUGUUUCUACUAGAASAAAGUAAAUUUGCAAAAAUAAAAGAGGAAAAUGAGAGACUUAAAGAGAAAGUUAAAGGUGUACAAAAACAGCUUGAUGAAGAAGUUUCUAAAUUGAAAAGCUCAACAAAACUUGAUCUGAGUUUAGAAAAGAGCUUGGCAAGAGAGGAGUUUGCACUUCGUGAUCAAAGAAUCAAAGAUAAUGGCAACAAGAUAGAAACAGAGGUUGCCAAACUAGGAACACUAAUGGAAAAGCAAAAGUUAGAUCUUAUAAGAUAUCUUGUAGGAAGUUUGAUAUCAACCACUACAGUUGUGUUGGCAGUCUGGCGAUUCCUCAAGAUGUAAUGCUAAAUACAUGCAAUAAUUUGAUAAUUUAAUGCUUAUAUUCAAAUACUCAUAGUAAUAYCAAAACAAGAGGGUCUUYAUAGGUUUAYGUAAUGUGUGGUUUUAGUAAGUGCUUUUYACCUGGAAAUGUAAUGAAAGAUGUAACAUUCCAACAAAAUAACCAUUGGAAUUAGGGACCUCUCGUACUAAUAUGUAAAUAGUCUAUUGAAAUCUUUUUGAUAAUGUUACAUCAGUUACAUGUAACACCAAUUUCAAUAUGCUAAACAAUGGAAAAAUAAAUGGAGUGAGAAGUAUUGUAUUCCGCAGGUGUUGUUUAGCAUAUGAAAUGGUAAAUAAUCAUUAAUAGUUACUAAUAGUGAUAARUUGGUAAUGAUUAACUUAUAGGGAUGGAAUAAAUAUACAAAAGAAAUAAAAAUAUUAUCCUGUC